CAGCACGGGACGCCGUUGCCACGGCAGUGGUCAGGGCGCCAGGCAGUGGGUUUCGGGGGCUCCCAGGAGCCUCAGGUUCGUCUGGGGCAGAUCCAUAAGCCGGCCAGACGCAGAAGCUUAGGCCGCUUCGCCGGAGGCAGGAGCUGUGAGGAUGGCACACCUGCUGGGCAGCCAGGCCUGCAUGGACAGCCUGCGCAAGGACCUCACCGACCUGCAGGGCACCAUCGUAGACGUGUUCUCCCGUGCCGGGCCCGUGCACUUCCCCUCUUGGAAGUUCCCUGACCGUAUGGCCUGUGACCUGGACAUGGUGGCCCUGCUGGAGCACUACGACCACGUGCCAGGGGACCCUGAGUUCACACAGCUAUCCCAUGCUGUGUUGCUGGAGCUGGUCAUUGAUAGGCUCCUGCUGCUGCUUCAGAGCUGCAUGAGCUAUUUGGAGAACCUUGGCCCAGAGCAGAUGAUGCCCCCUGCCCGGGCUGCAGGGCCCUGCAUGUCCGUGGGGCUCACAGUGCGGCGCUUCUGGAAUAGCCUGCUGAAGCUGAGCAUGCUCUACAAGCAAGUGGCCCCCCAGAAAAAGGCAAACCAAGGGGAGACCCUUACCUCCAAGCCCACAGCCAGGGACGAGCCAGCCAGGAGCCCUGAAUGUAUGACUGCCAAGUUCAUCCGGACCCCCUCUCCAAUGCCAGGCUUGCCCCAGAUUUGCCAAGAGCCGGAGAGCAUACCCAUCAGAGUCUCCCUGCGGUGUCUAGCCAGGAUCUCUGAGAACACCAAGAGUGUCCACUCUCAGACCAUUGAGACGGCACUGGUGCCCUGUGACGCGUGUGCCAGUGUCCAGGGCAGCCUGCGGGAGGUGGGCAAGGUGGUCAUCAGCCUAUGUCAGAGCCAGAAUUUGCCCUCGUCCUUAGGCCAGUUCCAGCAGCUGGUGCAGGACAGCAUGGGGCUCAGGCCACUGCCAGCUGCCACCAUGAACCACUGGGCAGCAGAGCAGAGCAAAGACCUGAUGCGCCUCAGUAAGCAUGUGGGGGCUCUCACUCAGCUUGUUGGGCCCCUCAGGGCCCAGUUGGAGGGGGCUGAGGGCCAGAAGGAUGGCCUGAGGAAGCAGGUGGACAAGCUGGAGCAGGCACUGCAGCAGGAGCAGGGGGAGCGGCGGCGGCAGGCGGAGGAGGCCGAGCAGUGCCUGGCCAAGUGGGAGCGUGACAAGCAGCAGCUGCUGGCAGAAACAAGUGACCUAAAGACAAAAGUGGCCACCCUGGAGGGAGAGUUGAAGCAGCAGCAGGAGUCCACGCAGGCUGUGGAGGCAAAGGCCCAGCAGCUGCAGGAGGAAGGUGAGCGCAGGGCGGCAGCUGAGAGGCAGGUGCAGCAGCUGGAGGAGCAAGUGCAGCUGCUGGCAGGGAGGCUGGACGGGGCGAGCCAGCAGAUCCGCUGGGCCAGCACAGAGUUGGACAAGGAGAAGGCCCGUGUCGACAGUAUGGUCCGCCACCAGGAGUCCCUGCAGGGCAAGCAGCGAGCCCUGCUGGAGCAGCUGGACAGCCUGGACCAGGAGCGUGAGGAGCUGCGGGGCAGUCUGGACAAGGCCGAGGUCCAGCGGGCCCAUGUGGAGGAGCAGCUGCAGAGCCUGCAGAGCGAGAGGGAGCAGGGGCAGUGCCAGCUGCAGGCCCAGCAGGAGCUGCUGCAGAGCCUGCAGUGGGAGAAGCAAGGCCUGGAACACACGACGACAGACCUGCGGCUGACCAUCUCGGAGCUGGAACAGGAGCUGGUGGAGCUAAGGGAGCGGGAGCGGCUGCUGGUGGCCUUCCCGGACCUGCACAGGCCCAGCGAGCACCAGAUCCAAAGCUCUGGCAACAUCACGAAUGACAUGGAGAGGCAAGUGCAGGCCAAUGACAUCCGCAUCCAGGUCCUGCAGGAAGAGAACGGGCGGCUCCAGUCAAUGCUGUCCAAAAUCCACGAGGUGGCCCAGCAGGGAGGCCUCAAGCUGAUCCCACAGGACCAAAUCUGGUCCCCUCCCAGCAAGGGAACUCAGGGAGCAGCACCCCUCACCCAGGCCCAGAGAGCAUCCCCAGGGCCCCUGGGCAGGCGGCACUCUCCUGGGAGCAGGACAGGCAGUGCAGGCAGGAUUCUGCCAGGCCAGCUUCUAGCAUCCCCACCUCGGCAGCCCUGCAGCCAGCCCAGCAAGUCCUCCCUGGAUGAUGGGACCCACUCAACCAUCUGCACCCAGAACCCCAUCCAGGCCUUGGCCAGGCUGAGGAGGAGGCUCUCCCCAGGCCGGGGCCAGGGCAGCUCUGCACACCAGCUGCAGGAGCGGCCCAUGUAACCUGCAGCGGGGUUAGGGCUGGAGGGCAGGUGGCUGGCAACCCACCCAGUGAAAUAAAGCCACAGCUAUCUGUCCA
Galeopterus variegatus (Sunda flying lemur) is the source of this 2387-nucleotide messenger RNA. It is a transcript of the gene CCDC157, whose product is annotated as coiled-coil domain containing 157. The record is from RefSeq and is a predicted model, not a curated record. The transcript has 11 exons. Bases 152 to 2311 code for a protein of 719 amino acids. NCBI's taxonomy places the organism in Eukaryota, Metazoa, Chordata, Mammalia, Dermoptera, Cynocephalidae.